This is a messenger RNA of Dentiscutata erythropus, 567 nucleotides long. Lineage: Eukaryota; Fungi; Glomeromycota; Glomeromycetes; Diversisporales; Gigasporaceae. The record is from the annotation of a GenBank genome assembly.
GAUGACUUUGACCAGAACCACGAAUUAGAAAAUGGUGAGGGCUUUAACCAUGACCGAAACCACAAAUUUGGAAAUGAGGAUGACUUUAAUCAGGAUGACUUUGACCAGAACCAUGAAUUAGAAAAUGGUGAGGACUUUAACCAUGACCGGAGCCACAAAUUUGGAAAUGAGGAUGACUUUAACCAGGAUGACUUUGACCAGAACCACGAAUUAGAAAAUGGUGAGGGCUUUAACCAUGACCGAAACCACGAAUUUGGAAAUGAGGAUGACUUCAACCAGAACCACGAUCGGAACCACGAAUUUGAAAAUGAGGAUAACUUUAACGAUCGGAACCACGGAUUUGGAAAUGAAGAUGGUUUUGAAAAUGGGCAUGAUUAUCCAAAUAAGCAUCACGAAGAGUUUAACCACAAGCAUAAUCGGGAACAUGGAUUAGAACAAGAGCAUAGACACAAGCAUGAAUCUGAAAAUGAUGGAAUGCAUAUUAAUAAACAUAAAGAAGGGUUUAACGAAGGGUCAUCGCGAGAACAUGAGAAAGGAAAUGAAUCUAAUAAUGCAAAUGAAAAGUGA